Nilaparvata lugens (brown planthopper) is the source of this 1906-nucleotide messenger RNA. RefSeq lists its product as uncharacterized. Lineage: Eukaryota; Metazoa; Arthropoda; Insecta; Hemiptera; Delphacidae. The coding region runs from base 887 to 1636 and encodes 249 amino acids. The transcript is spliced from 2 exons. The record is from RefSeq and is a predicted model, not a curated record.
CCAUCUUGUUUUUUUCAUGAUAACAAACAUUUUUGAGAUUGCCAUUAUGUAAAAUCUCUUACUACUCAUCAUUAAAAACAGAUUGAUAUCAUUCCCAAUUUUGUACCUUCAAGGAGUCAUGAGUUACACGGUUUUCUAAUUGUUGGGAUUGGCAUUUGGUAGAAAAAGCGUGUUUUCCGCUGCAAACAGUACUUUUCUCUCUUUUUCCGAUUACGCUCCAACCGUGGAAUAAUGGACUUACAGCCUCACCAGACUCCUUACCAGAUGUCAUUUUAAAGCUUUGGAAAUAUUAUAAAACACUGUACCAAUAACACUAGUGUAUGUUUACUGCGAAUACAUUUACAGGGUGGAAAGUGAAAUAUUGCCCCCGAAAAAAUGUAUGUUUCAAGUUUUUGAAGUUGAAUAAUUCAUGAAAAGAGUGGUAGAAAUGUGAUGAUUCUCUCGAACAUCAUAGUUUGGUUAAUUCUAAAACACUUUGGUGAUAAAACCAAUCUGAUAUAUCUCACAUUAACGGUUCUCUUCUGAACGGUUUGCGAUAUCGAUGUGCGGUUUUCGCCAUUAAUUUUUUCUUAAAAUUCUGUAUAAAAAUCGUUUAUCGCAUGACCACCUUCCUAUUUAGAAAAAUAAAGUUGCAUUCAAAAUGGCGGAUCCAAGAUGGCAGACCAGAUUUUGAGACACGCACAAUGUUCGCGCACUCUGCCUGGCUGUGCGCGUACAAUUUGUGCAGCACUUGUCUUGAUGGUGGGAGAACAUCGUGUUCGUCAACAUUGUUGCGCACUUCAUUUUAGCUUCUGCUACCGGAGCGAAAACAUUUUGUGCGUAACCUGUGUUUCUGUCUGACCGUUCAAUUUUUACUUUUCUAUAUUUUGAUAUUCCUCUUUGAAAAAUGGAAUGGACAAAUGAAAAAAUUAUCAGUUUCAUUAAUGAAAUAGAGAUGAGGCCAGUCAUGUGGGAUGUGUGUCAUGUGGACUAUAAAAAUAGAAAUAAAAAACAUUACGCAAUGAAUAAGAUUAGUGAAAUUUUCAAGUGUGAUGCAACAGAGGUUCUGCGGAAAUGGAAGAUAAUAUUGGCACAGUUUCGACGGGAGAAACAAAAAAUUAAAGCUUCAAAACGUACGGGCUCUGCAGCUUCUGAAGUGUACAUCCCAAAGUGGUUCGGAUUUCAACACUUGGAAUUUUUAAACGACAGAGAUGAGCCCAAUGAAAGCAUAAACACACUAGACGACAUAAAUGAUCAGUUAACUGAAAUGCAACAACAAGGUGGAGAAGAACUGUUUACUGAAAAUGAACAAGUGGCAAAGGAAUCUGUUGAUACCUCACUACAAUCAAUCAAUCUACCAAUCAAGCGUUCUACAGCUAAAAGACAGCGACUACACAAUAAAAACGAUGCAAUGGUAUCAGAAGCCUAUGAAGUCAUGAAAGAUAUGCAAGAAAAACUUGACCGUACAAAUAAUGACGCGAUACAAGUUUUUUCUACUGGUGUCGCAGCUAAAUUGCGGCAAAUUCCAAAUGAUCGCAUAAAACUUCUAGUGCAAAGAGAUAUCGACAACUUAUUGUAUGAUGCAAUACUUGGCAUUGGAAAGUAUCAUACUACACCAAUGCCAUCACCAUAUUCGGGGGGAGCCAUCAUACCGUGACAAGUAUUCUCAAUCUUCACGGUCCAAUGAGUUAUAUUCGACAGCUAACCCAAAUGAUACAAGGGUGGACCAUCAAAGUACGGAAUAUUCUGUAGACGAUUCGUGGUACAUGAAGUAAUUUACAAAUUUACAUUGAAAGUUACAUAAAAUUUGUAUUAUAAUUUUUAUAUAAUAAAUCAACAUUUUUUAUUACUUAUUUUUUAUUUUAUUGUGUUAGAGGCGAGAGGUAAUAACAUGCAUCACAAAACGUUACUUGUUAUUGUGAAGUUG